Messenger RNA from Syzygium oleosum, 632 nucleotides. RefSeq lists its product as uncharacterized. Gene Ontology annotation, biological process: translation. Gene Ontology annotation, molecular function: structural constituent of ribosome. Bases 41 to 325 code for a protein of 94 amino acids. Gene Ontology annotation, cellular component: ribosome. The transcript is spliced from 2 exons. Lineage: Eukaryota; Viridiplantae; Streptophyta; Magnoliopsida; Myrtales; Myrtaceae. The record is from RefSeq and is a predicted model, not a curated record.
GCGCAGAGAGACGGUGGAGGGAGGGAGGGAGGGAGGAGAGAUGAAGGGGGUGGUGGGGAUGGUGGUGUCGAACAAGAUGCAGAAGUCGGUGGUGGUGGCGGUGGACCGCCUCUUCCACCACAAGCUCUACAACCGCUUCGUCAAGCGCACCUCCAAGUUCAUGGCCCACGACGAGCUCGACCGCUGCAACGUCGGCGACCGCGUCCGCCUCGACCCCUCCCGCCCCCUCAGCAAGCGCAAGCGCUGGGUCGUCGCCGACAUCCUCAAGCGCGCCCAGAUCUACCGCCCCCCUCCCCCGCCCCCCAAGCCCACGAAGGCCGGCUAACCAGGAGAAAGCUUGAACAUAGAGAAUUAAAAGCUGCGAGGCUGAAUAUAGUGGCUUUCUAAGAUCGGCAUAGUUUGUACUGGCUUUUGCUUUGGUGUUCGAUAAGAUGACGAUCGCUGCAUCUGCACUGUUGAGAAUUGUCUGGACUAAUUUGUUGGAGAGGAGGUAUUGAUAACCAACUUCGUGGAAAAACUCAUGUAUUUGGGUGAUCUUUUCCGGUGAAUUGAUGGUUCAUAAGUUACCCUUUCUUUGUAAUUGGUCCAAUGUCGUUUCCCUCAUAGAACAUCGGAAGCUGUUCUUUGGCUAA